This is a messenger RNA of Populus trichocarpa (black cottonwood), 3117 nucleotides long. RefSeq lists its product as uncharacterized. NCBI's taxonomy places the organism in Eukaryota, Viridiplantae, Streptophyta, Magnoliopsida, Malpighiales, Salicaceae. The record is from RefSeq and is a predicted model, not a curated record. The coding region runs from base 129 to 2675 and encodes 848 amino acids. Gene Ontology annotation, biological process: RNA processing. The transcript has 14 exons. Gene Ontology annotation, molecular function: nucleotidyltransferase activity; RNA binding.
CAGCCGCAGGCGGGCAACCUAUACAGUGACUAACUGAUAUUACUCGAAAUGUUUUAUACAAUCAUCAAAAUCAAAUCAAAAGAUAAUACCAUUACGAACACUGUGGCGCCAUAAUUUUCCAUCUUUUAAUGACAAUACUCCAGAGAGGCAAAACACACUUAAUUUCCCGUCUCAAAUUUCUCACCCCUUUACAGAGAUUCAACCAUACUUUAACUAAAGAGGAAUUAAAAGCACCAGUCUGCCAUGAAAUGGGUCGUGAUUUUCUCGCUCAACAGAGAUAUGUUGUUGAUAGAUCAAAAUGGAGAAAAGUGAAUGCUAGGUAUCAUGGUAUAACUCGUUCAAUGAUUCCUGAUGCUCCAUGGACGGUUUUGAAACUUUUGCGUGUUGGAGGAUUUGAAGCAUACUUAGUGGGUGGAUGUGUGAGAGAUUUGCUUUUGAAUAGAGUACCUAAAGAUUUUGAUGUGAUCACCACAGCCAACCUUCAGCAGAUAAAAAAGAAGUUUCAUCGUGCUCAUAUUGUUGGACGACGAUUUCCUAUAUGCAUAGUGCAUGUCAAAGGAUCAGUAAUUGAGGUAUCCAGUUUUGAGACAAGUGCACAACAGUGUCAGGAAAAAGAAAAGGUUCUUUUAUCUCAAAUGCGAAGGAGCUGUGACGAAAAAGACUUCCUUCUCUGGAAAAAUAGUAUGCAGCGGGAUUUCACAAUUAAUAGUUUGUUUUUUGACCCUUUCAUGAAUCGCAUAUAUGAUUACGCCAAUGGAAUGGAAGAUGUAAGGUCACUAAAGCUACAAACAUUAAUCCCUGCUCGACUGUCAUUCCAAGAGGACUGUGCAAGAAUCUUGCGGGGCAUAAGAAUUGCAGGUCGUCUAGGCUUGUCAAUUUCUAAGGAUACUGAAACUGCAAUAUGUAAACUUCAAUCUUCUGUCAAGAGUCUGAACAAGGAUAGGAUAAAGAUGGAACUGAACUACAUGCUGUCCUAUGGAGCUGCAGAGUCUACUAUCCUUUUGCUCCAGAGAUUCCACCUGCUUAAGAUAUUUCUUCCCUUUCAUGCAGCAUACCUUCACGAACAGGCUGAUGAAGUAUCUGCUCAGGGUUCCACAAUGUUGAUGAAAUUGUUAUACAGUUUGGAUAAAAUAGUUAGCAGUGAUCGACCUUGUGAUUGCAGUCUAUGGGUUGGACUGCUAGCCUUUCACCAAGCAUUAGUACUUAAUCCACAAGAUGCUUUUGUAAUCUGGGCCUUUGCUUCUAUACUAUAUUGUGGAACAUGGCAGGAAGGUGUUAAAUUUGCAAGAGAAAAUGCAAAAGUGGAAGGGAGAUUUGUACCAGAGAUCUCUGGGUUCUCUGAAAUUAAAUCAGAUGAAAAACUUGCUGAAGAAGUUUCUCAGUUAGCAUCUUUAGUUCAAGAUGCUGUAAAUGCUUUUACAGAUGAAAUUAGUUUAUCUGAAUCCCUGUCCAGAUACCUGGACCCCCCCCUCGAUGUUUUUGUGUUUGUAUCAAAGAAAAUAGGUGAACAUGCUGGUCUUCUUUUUCAUAUGCAAUCUUGUGAAUAUAGAAGAGAGAGUUUCAAGAUUGACUAUGAUCUGCUUGUGAAAGGGGAUCUGUAUGAGACUAGAUUUGUCCUGGGCAAGGUUAUUUUGAAAACUUUGAGUGGUGGGCUUGUUCAAGGAGGAAAGGAGAUUAUCAAGGAGGAGUUAAAAGUCGUCAAGGUGAAUCACGAGCCAACACUUUCUGAUCUGGCAAAGGAUGGACGUGUGGUCAAGAAGGUGAAAGAACAUGUUCUAUUAUCAUUUGAUGAACAAAAGAUAGAGAAAGUGAAGCAGAAGGAAAAGGUAAAGAUGAAAUGCUCUUCAGAACAGAACAUUAAUAGCACGAAGGAAGAGGUAGAUUUGAAAGAUGCAUCCAUGGAGAUAGCUAAGAAGCAGCGGAAGGUAGAGGAGAAAUUAUGUUCACCACUGCAGGAGAGUGAUAAAAAGCAAGUGGCUGUUGGCGAUGAGGAGCACCAGCAUAGGGCUAAGAAGCAUAGGAAGAUGGUAGAGAAGGUGAAGCGCCACGAGUUAUGUUAUAAAGAAACGAUAAAUAGUAUGAAGGAAGAGGUAGUUUUGCAAGAUACACCCAUGGAGAUAGCUAAGGAGCUGCGGAAGGUGGUUGACACAAGGCAGGUUUCUGAGGAGAAAUUUCAUUCCCCACUGCAGGAGAGUGAUAAAAAGCAAGUGGCUGUUGGCAAUGAGGAGCACCAGCAUAAGGCUAAGAAGCAUAGGAAGAUGGUAGAGAAGGUGAAGCACCACAAGUUAUGUUAUAAAGAAACAAUAAAUAGCAUGAAGGAAGAGUUAGUUUUGAAAGAUGCACCCAUGGAGAAAGCUAAGAUGCAGCGGAAGGUAGUUGACACAAGUCAGGUUUCCGAGGAGAAAUUUCAUUCACCGCUGCAGGAGAGUGAUAAAAAGCAAGUGGCUGUUGGCAAUGAGGAGCACCGGCAUAGGGCUAAGAAGCAUAGGAAGAUGUUAGAGAAGGUAAAGCACCAGGAUAAAGAAACGGAAGAGCCAUUUAAUGUAAUAAGGAAGUGUAAUCCAAGUGAGGAUGAGAAAGUUAAGGGGGGAGAGAAAAACGAUAGGCCUCCUGUAUUGCAGGAGAUGGUCAAGGAAAAAAGUGUCCAGUCUUGUCUAUCCAGUCUCUUCAAGUGAUGGUGCCCGUUUUAUUGCAAGAUACAUGUAGCACUGGGGGAAGGCAUUGCCAUGUAACUAACAAAUGACUGGCACAAGUUAGUGGAUGUCUUUUGCUAUCAGGCACAAUUUCCUUGUCACUGCAGGUCUGCUGUAAAAGGGGCUGAUGGUAGCUUGUCCCAGGUUACAUUGGCUUAUUGUCAUUGUAACAUCAUCCAGUUUUGUAGUAUUCUUUUGUUUCAUAAUUUAGAAAGAAUUACAAUUGUCGGCUUCAGCGGUCAUCUUAACAGGCAAAGUAUAUCUAUAUGGUUUGUAUUAGGUUAUGUUUCGGGAAGGUUAAGAGCCAAAAUGAGUAGCUAGCUCAAGCUAACCAUGUAAUUCUUUAGGUUUUUGGGAAUUUCUGUUGUAUACUUGGUUAGGAGUUGAUGGCCAUCAAAAGAAUGUUGCUUCACUUGUUUGUCAA